Chrysochloris asiatica (Cape golden mole) is the source of this 1403-nucleotide messenger RNA. It is a transcript of the gene NDUFAF7, whose product is annotated as NADH dehydrogenase (ubiquinone) complex I, assembly factor 7. Gene Ontology annotation, cellular component: mitochondrion. Gene Ontology annotation, molecular function: protein-arginine omega-N symmetric methyltransferase activity. Bases 1 to 1335 code for a protein of 444 amino acids. The transcript is spliced from 10 exons. Gene Ontology annotation, biological process: mitochondrial respiratory chain complex I assembly. Lineage: Eukaryota; Metazoa; Chordata; Mammalia; Afrosoricida; Chrysochloridae. The record is from RefSeq and is a predicted model, not a curated record.
AUGGGCUUGAGUGUCCUGUCCAGAGCUGGCGUGGGCCUCCGGAGCCCCGCGGUACGAGCGGUUAUUUCCGGUCUUUGGAGAGCGAAAUGCUUCAGUUCCGGAAAAGAGCCGGCAGAAAACAGCCCGGUGACUCCGAUGCUCCGGCAUCUUACAUACAAAAUCAAGUCUACUGGCCCCAUCACGGUGGCGGAAUACAUGAAGGAAGUCUUGACGAACCCAGCCAAGGGAUAUUAUGUGCACCAUGACAUGUUAGGAGAAAAAGGAGAUUUCAUUACUUCACCUGAAAUAAGUCAGAUCUUUGGGGAGUUAAUAGGGAUAUGGUUCAUUAGUGAAUGGAUGGCCACUGGAAAAAGCUCUCCUUUCCAACUGGUAGAACUGGGUCCAGGUAGGGGUACCCUCACUGGAGAUAUUUUGAGGGUGUUCAGCCAGCUUGGAUCUGUGCUGAAAAACAGUGACAUUUCCAUCCAUCUGGUAGAGGUCAGCCAAAAAUUAAGUGAGAUCCAAGCAAUGACACUGACUGAAGAGAAAAUCCCCUUGGAGCAAAAUGCUGGAUCCCCAGUAUAUAUGAAAGGGGUUUCUAAGUCUGGGAUUCCAAUUUCCUGGUACCGAGAUCUGCAGGAUAUCCCAAAGGGGUACAGCUUUUAUCUUGCACAUGAAUUUUUUGAUGUUCUUCCUGUGCAUAAAUUUCAGAAAACACCACAAGGAUGGCGAGAAAUAUUAAUUGAUAUUGAUCCUGAAGUUUCUGAUAAACUGAGAUUUGUUUUGGCACCUUGUGCCACUCCAGCAGAAGCAUUCAUACAAAGUGAUGAAACACGGUCUCAUGUGGAAGUGUGUCCUGACGCUGGUGUUAUCAUUCAGGAGCUUUCUCAACGCAUUGCACUUACUGGAGGCGCCGCACUGAUUGCCGAUUAUGGUCAUGAUGGAACCAAGACUGAUACCUUCCGAGGCUUUUGUGGGCACAAGCUCCACGAUGUCUUAAUUGCUCCUGGAACCGCAGACCUAACAGCUGAUGUGGACUUCAGUUACUUGCGCAGAAUGGCCCAGGAAAAAGUGGCCUCCCUGGGUCCAAUAAAACAACACAUGUUUUUAAAAAACAUGGGUAUUGAUGUCCGGCUGAAGGUUCUUUUAGAUAAUUCAGAUAAGCCAUCUGUAAGGCAGCAGUUACUUCAGGGGUAUGAUAUGUUAAUGAACCCUAAGAAGAUGGGAGAAAGAUUUCAUUUUUUUGCCAUGGUACCUCAUAAGAGACUUUCUGAUAAAAGUCAUCUGAAGAAUGCACGUCAGUCAAAACCAUCCCCAGCACCUAUAGCUGGGUUUGAUGAACUUGUUUGGAAGUGACAUUUCACCUUGGACAUUUUACUCCUCAUUCUGCCUAGUAAAUCAAAGUAAAGGGAUUGCAUUCCAUA